AUCUGCUUCCCUCUGCUCUCCUCUGGAUAACUACCCGACCUGCAGCAGCCAAUAAGAUCCCUUCAGGGUGUGUUGACCAGGUGACAGAGGUACGAGGGUUCAAUGACCCACAGAAGGAGGAGUACUUCAGGAAGAGAUUCAGUGAUGAGGACCUGGCCAGCAGAAUCAUCUCACACAUAAAGACAUCAAGGAGCCUCCACAUCAUGUGCCACAUUCCAGUCUUCUGUUGGAUUUCUGCAACAGUCCUUGAACACAUGUUGAAACAUAAGAGAGAAGAGAUGCCCAAGACUCUGACUGAGAUGUACACACACCUUGUGGUGUUUCAUACCAAACAGAAGAAUGAAAAGUAUCUUGGGAAAGAAGAGACAGGUCCACACUGGAAUAAAGAGAUCAUUCUGUCACUGGGAAAACUGGCUUUUCAACAGCUUGUGAAUGGUAAUCUGAUUUUCUAUGAAGAAGACCUGAAAGAGGCUGGCAUUGAUGUUAAUGAAGCCUCAGUGUACUCAGGAUUGUGCACACAGCUCUUUAAAGAGGAAUGUGGGCUGUACCAGGACAAGGUGUACUGCUUUGUUCAUCUGAGCAUUCAGGAGUUUCUGGCUGCUGUAUAUGUGUUCCUCUCAUUCAUCAACAACAAUGAGAAUCUAAUGGACAAACUGCAAUCAAAGUCCAGUAUCUUUUCUUCACUGUUCAGAACACAAACAAACGAUGAGUCCAGGAACUUUUUCUUGAGGAUCAAACAAAGGCGUAGAGUUACUGUCUACAAAUCUGAAGUUGCUUUCUACAAGAGUGCUGUGGAUAAAGCCUUACAAAGUGAGACGGGAAACCUGGACCUUUUCCUCCGCUUCCUUCUGGGCCUCUCACUGGAGUCCAAUCAGAAGCACUUACGAGGUCUACUGACAAAGACAAGAAGCAGCUCAAAGAGCCAUGAAGAAACAGUCAAGUACAUCAAGAAGAAGAUCAGGGAGAAUCUCUCUCCAGAGAGGAGCAUCAAUCUGUUCCACUGUCUGAAUGAACUGAAUGACCAUUCUCUAGUGGAGGAGAUCCAAAGCUACCUGAGAUCAGGAAGUCUCUCAGAACCCAAACUGUCACCUGCACAGUGGUCAGCUCUGGUCUUUGUGUUGCUGACUUCAGAAAAGGAGCUGGAUGUGUUUGACCUGAAGAAAUACUCCAGAUCAGAGGAAGGUCUUCUGAGGCUGCUGCCAGUGGUCAAAGCCUCCAGAGCUGUUCUGCUGUCAGGCUGUGGAGUCACAGAGGAAGGCUGUGCUUCUCUGGUCUCAGCUCUGAGGUCAAACCCCUCACACCUGAGAGAGCUGGAUCUGAGUAACAAUGACCUGAAGGAUUCAGGAGUGAAGCUGCUCUCUGCUGGACUGGGGAAUCCCCACUGUAAACUGGAGACUCUGAGGCUGUCAGGCUGUCUAGUCACAGAGGAAGGCUGUGCUUCUCUGGUCUCAGCUCUGAGGUCAAACCCCUCACACCUGAGAGAGCUGGACCUGAGCUACAAUCACCCAGGAGACUCAGGAGUCAGACUGCUCUCUGCUGGACUGGAGGAUCCACACUGCAGACUGGAGAAACUCAAUGUGGAACAUGGUGGAGAGAACAGAAUGAAACCUGGACUUAGAAAAUAUGUCUGUGAUCUCACACUGGACCCAAACACAGUAGACAGACGCCUCUCUCUGUCUGAGGAGAACAGAAAGGUGACAUGGAGGACAGAGGAGCAGCCGUAUCCUGAUCACCCAGAGAGAUUUGAGGACUGUGGACAGGUGCUGUGUAGAGAGGGUCUGACUGGGCGCUGUUACUGGGAGGUAGAGUGGAGUGGGAGAGGGGCUGUUAUAGGAGUGACAUAUAAAGGAAUCAACAGGAGAGAAGGGGGUGAGGACUGUUGGCUUGGAUACAAUGACAAGUCCUGGAGUCUGUUCUGCUCUGACAACCGUUACAUUGCCAGGCACAAUAAUCAUCCCACUACCAUAGACGUCCCCUCCUCCAGCUCCCACAGAGUAGGAGUGUAUCUGGACUGGCCAGCCGGCACUCUGUCCUUCUAUAGAGCCUCCUCUGACACACUGACCCACCUGAUCACAUUCACCUCCACAUUCACUGAGCCCCUCUAUCCAGGGUUUAGGGUUUAUGAUGAUUCCUUUGGGAUUUGGGACUCCUCAGUGUCCCUGUGCCAGUGAA
Molecule: messenger RNA, 2172 nt
Organism: Oncorhynchus nerka (sockeye salmon)
Lineage: Eukaryota; Metazoa; Chordata; Actinopteri; Salmoniformes; Salmonidae
Product: NLR family CARD domain-containing protein 3-like
Exons: 5
Coding region: 204-2171 (655 amino acids)
Biological process (GO): intracellular signal transduction
Molecular function (GO): protein binding
Source: RefSeq, a predicted model, not a curated record